AUGGCCGACUCUCCGCCCAAGUACGUCUCGAUAGCCCCGCUGCUUAAGAAGCUGUCCGCUCCGCCUCCUCUGGACAACAACGUCAAGGCUGAAGACAUUGCGCUGGCCUUCUCCCGCACGUUCGACAACCAGUUGAACCCCACGCAGCUCGCCGCCCUGCUCACGCUCUUACAUUCGACGGGCAAAGAUCGACAUCCGGAUGUGAUUGCAAAAUGCGCACAAAGCAUGCGCGACGCCGCGGUGCAAGUGGAUAAACACAAGUUGAGAGAAGUCGUGCGAAAGAGGAAGCGUGAUGGUAUAGCCCUGGGCAGUUACAGGGGUGGACUGUGCGAUAUCGUGGGGACCGGUGGAGAUUCACACUCGACUUUCAAUAUCUCGACCACGGCGUCCAUCAUCGCGUCGCCAAUACUGUUAAUGGCGAAGCACGGGAAUAGGGCGCAGACCUCCAUGUCUGGAUCGGCAGAUGUGCUGAAUGCAAUUUUACCCAAAGCGCCCAAGAUAGAAGCGCUGAGUGCGGCGCUGUUGCCCGAGGCGUACGAGCAUACGAAUUACACAUUCCUUUAUGCCCCGAAUUUCCACCCCGGCAUGAAAUAUGCCGCAACCGUGCGAAGAGAACUUGGACUGAGGACAAUCUUCAAUUUGAUGGGGCCGCUUGCCAACCCUGUGGAGGCGCAUAUUGAAGCACGAGUAGUGGGUGUCGCCUAUCAAGAGCUGGGUCCCGUCUUUGCACAGGCGCUGCAAUUGUCUGGUGCGACCAAGGCGCUCGUGGUUUGCGGGCAGGAAGAUCUCGACGAGAUAAGUUGUGCGGGCAAAACGAAUUGCUGGUUGCUAAGAGAAUCCGAGAAUCCAGAUUACAGGGGCGAUCGGGAUGAAGAAGAGGAGGAUGACACCAGUGACGACGAGCCGCCACCCAAAUACAUUUCGAAGGUGGAGAGGUUCGAGCUUGAGCCCGCCGACUUUGGUUUACCUGCACACCCAUUGUCGCAGGUUGGCGGUGGAGGAUUGCCAAGGCAAAAUGCUGCUGUUUUGAUGAGCAUUCUGCGCAACGAACGACCUCCCGACGACCCGAUCCUGCACUUUGUGCUAAUGAAUAUUGCGGCAUUGUUGGUCGUGAGCGGUGUUUGUGAUGCUGAUUCCUGCGAAAGUGGCGAGGUCAUCACGGAGCGAGGGCCGGCGGGCGGAAGAUGGAAGGAAGGCGUCAAGAAGGCCAGAUGGUGCAUAGCAAGUGGAAGAGCCCUGAAAGAAUUCGAAAAGUUCAUAGAUUUCACCAACCGAGCAUAG
Molecule: messenger RNA, 1281 nt
Organism: Fonsecaea multimorphosa CBS 102226
Lineage: Eukaryota; Fungi; Ascomycota; Eurotiomycetes; Chaetothyriales; Herpotrichiellaceae
Exons: 1
Coding region: 1-1281 (426 amino acids)
Biological process (GO): L-tryptophan biosynthetic process
Cellular component (GO): cytosol
Molecular function (GO): anthranilate phosphoribosyltransferase activity
Source: RefSeq, a predicted model, not a curated record